Opisthorchis viverrini is the source of this 1365-nucleotide messenger RNA. RefSeq lists its product as hypothetical. The record is from RefSeq and is a predicted model, not a curated record. The transcript is spliced from 6 exons. Bases 1 to 1365 code for a protein of 454 amino acids. NCBI's taxonomy places the organism in Eukaryota, Metazoa, Platyhelminthes, Trematoda, Opisthorchiida, Opisthorchiidae.
AUGCUUUCGACCUUACAGCCCCGUCAGCUGCUACCCCAGCUGCGGGAGGAGGUUCAUAAACAAGUUCAAGCGACGUUGAACGAAGCUGGACUCUUGCAAUUCUACCUCAACAGCUUCGUGUUUCUGUUUAAGACUAACACAGGCUACAGUUUGAAUGGAUGGCUUUCCAGUUCCACUUCUGAUCUCCAUAUAGGUUAUAACUUCGUGGUCGAUAAAAUAAUGAGACGAACGCUGGAGGGUCUCCAAAACCCUGGUGUUCGAAUAGCCUGUGAAGAAAAUCUUGUCGAUCUGGAAUAUGCAGACGACAUCGUUCUCAUGUUCGAAGAGGAGGAGAAGGCGCAAGUAUUCUUGGAUGAACUGACCAAAGUCAUCCCGUCCUUUGGUAUGCACUUUGCACCCACAAAGUGUAAGGUCAUGCUCGUGGACGUGCAGUCACUGAACACGCCACUUACAAUCCAGGGAGAGACACUGGAAUUUGUGGAGCGUUUUACGUAUCUUGGAAGUUGUAUUAGUUGUGAUUGUAGUGUGACAGAUGAGGUGAAUGCACAAAUCUGCAAGGCUCGGGCCGCGUUUGCUAACUCGAGACACCUAUGGCGUCAGAGAAGUGUAUCCAUGCAUCUCAAGGGACGUAUCAAGCUACAGUGUGGUCCGUCUUGUUGUACGGCUGUGAGACUUGGCCUGUUUGAACUGAGACGUCUCCAGACGAAGGAUAAGUUAACGAGAACAUAUCGACCCGAGUGGCGCCAAUCCGCUGGACAGAUGGAAAACCGUGCAAGAUACUAUGAAGAAUCACUCCCGGCUUCCCAGAGAAUCGACGUCAGCACAUCUUCACAGGCUGUGUCAGCCUGUGAAGAAAGCCUCGUCGAUCCGGAAUAUGCAGACGGGAUCGUCCUCAUGUUCGAAGAGGAGGAAAAGGCGCAAGUAUUCUUGGAUGAACUGACCAAAGUCAUCCCGUCCUUUGGUAUGCACUCUGCACCCACAAAGUGUAAGGUCAUGCUUGUGGACGUGCAGUCACUGAACACGCCACUUACAAUCCAGGGAGAGGCACUGGAAGUUGUGGAGCGUUUUAUUGUGGCGGAUGAGGUGAAUGCACGAAUCUGCAAGGCUCGGGCCGCGUUUGCUAACUUGAGACACCUAUGGCGUCAGAAUGGUUUAUCCCUGAAUCUCAAGGGACGUGUAUAUCAAGCUAGAGUACGGGCCGUUUUGUUGUAUGGCUGUGAGACUUGGCCUAUUCGAGCAGCGGAACUGAGACGUCUUCAGGGUUGGUGUCGGCGAAUCCGUAACGAGGCAGUCAGAAAGCGCGUUUUCGGUUGUGUAACGAGUACUUUCAUUGAAGAAUGUGCCCGGCACCUGAAGCUGCUUUGA